AUGAUUUCCUGGGCUUCUUUAGAGCCGUGUGCGUACACAAGAUCAUUGUGGUGAAUAAAUUUGUCUUCAAUUGUAAAAAAUGUCUCAUUGCUUAACAAAAUCUCUUGGUGAAGACCAUUGGUUUGACGGCCAAGGAACACUUUGCAUAUAUCCACUCUAUUUUUUUUUUUUUAGGAAAGUGGUCAACCUUUGUUCUGUCAUUCUUCGAAAGUCACCCAUCUUAAGAUCACUUUUUAUUAUGCAAGACAUUGAUGUGGUAGUUUUUUUCCAUUUCCCGAGACAUGAUUUUUUGUUUUCGAAUAGGAUUUCUUCUGAUUCGAGCAGCUAGUGCUCUCACUGCAUUUGCCGUUCUCACAGUGCGGGAACAUCCCUGUCGAAGUAUGUCACAUACAGAUAGGGUCUCAUUAUAUCUAUUUAUAGUGCGGUACAGGAACAUACGGCUGAUACCCAAAGGUUUCAAAGUGUUGAAAAUCUCUGACCUACAUUUACCAACUUUGUCUAAUUGGUAUUAUUAUCCUGACAUGUAAAGAAAAUAACUUGAUAAUUAUGAGGUAAUUAUUAUCUAAAUAA
This is a messenger RNA of Nezara viridula (southern green stink bug), 570 nucleotides long. The record is from the annotation of a GenBank genome assembly. NCBI's taxonomy places the organism in Eukaryota, Metazoa, Arthropoda, Insecta, Hemiptera, Pentatomidae.